Messenger RNA from Paracoccidioides lutzii Pb01, 882 nucleotides. Its product is annotated as methyltransferase. The record is from RefSeq and is a predicted model, not a curated record. The transcript is spliced from 3 exons. Bases 1 to 882 code for a protein of 293 amino acids.
AUGCAUGCUUCAGAGGGAUUGUUGACGGAGUCGGGAAAAUUUACCCCUCCGACGCAGGAAGCUCUGGGCCAGGAAAAGGACCACUGGUGUUCCGAGGCAUAUAACACCUCCGCGGCUUUCGUGCCAAAGCUUGCAGAGAAAGUGUUACAGUAUCUCGAUCCCCAACCAGCAGACCACGUGCUAGAUGUAGGAUGUGGAGACGGUAAAUUCACAGGCAACUACAUUUCGGAUGUGGGGAUGGUGCUAGGAAUUGACGCAUCACCGUCGAUGAUUGGCUCUGCCAAACAAGAUUAUGGCAGUUCUAGAGCUGAAUUCCGCGUUGUGGAUUGCACACAUCUAGAUAGGGAGCCGGCAAUCGUGAGUGGAACAUGGGAUAAAGUCAUCUCUAAUGCGGCACUCCAUUGGAUCCUGAGGGAUUCUUCCACGCGAAUGUUCGUGUUGGAGGCAAUAUAUUCCAGUCUCAAACCAAAUGGAACAUUUGUGUUCGAAAUGGGAGGCCACGGUAACGUGCCUGAAGCACACACUGCACUGCUAGCAGCCGUCACGCAUCACGGUGCAACCAUCCAGCAAGCGCGUGCUGCAUGUUCAUGGUUCUUCCCAUCAGAAGCGUGGAUGAGGGCAACUCUAGAGAAGAUUGGAUUUCAUGUGGAGAAGCUGGAAGCCGAAUAUCGACCCACGAAGCUUACCACGAAUGAAAGUGGGGGUAUUGCGGGGUGGGUGAGACUGAUGGGUUCGCCAAUGUUGGAUAUUGUGGAUGCGGAUAGUCGAGAGUCUGCUGUUGAGGAGGUCUGCCAGUUGCUUGAAACUGUUAUCACGAGGGAAGAGGAUGGUAGUAAGUGGCUGGGGUACGUUCGUCUCAGAGGCGUUGCUGUGAAGCAAUGA